CAGAAACUUAAUAAUUUAUUAAUAACUAUUCACAAUUAACACUAUCAGACCAUGUUGUCUUGAUCUGUGCUUUAUCUGUUCUUUUUUCCCUUACGGAUGUAAAGUCCGUGUAAAUCUGUGAAUCUGGCAGGUACGCCGGUACGCCUCCAUUAUUACACGAGUCAGGAGUCUGAAGUCUGGAGUCUGCUUGUUGCUGUUGCCUGUUGGUUUGCCGAGUGUGUUGGCGUCCAGAACACGUGUAAAACACGACCGAAAAUAAAAAAUAAAUAGUUCAAACAUAAAGUUUAUUUUGGCUUCUAUUGCACACUACACAUCUUGUGCUCACGUACACAUUCAUAUAAUCUGGAAUAAUCUUAGCCUACACAAGUUAGAUGGGAUUUGUGUGCUGUCUUCAAUAUUGAUGUUUUUUCUUCAAUAGUGUGAUAUCACAAAAGGAGAUAUGGCUUCUCUUGUCGAAGAUGUUGCCCGACUUCGUCAAGUUCUAGAAGCGAACUCUAUCUCCAACGAAGACGUUGACGAAGAUGUAUUGAUCGCUCUAUUAGAUAUGCACGCAUCAGACAAACAACGUGUUGACCUGGUUUUAUUGGAAUUGCAAAAUUUGCUCGGGAAAGAAUUGAUUGUUGGACAUCUAGGCGAAGCACAACGAGAAAGAUGGAAAGAACUGCAAGCCCCUAUCGAUACCCAAGACGAAGUUUUGAUUGUUAACGAGAUCUCUCAGCAGGCUAGAAUUCCCGACGUGAUCGAAGUGAUCGAUCUUCACGAGCCAUCAACUUCUGGACAAUCUACUGUCUACUCUGCGCAAUUGUCUUCAAGUAAACGGAAACUAUCCAGCGAUUCCACAGAAAGCAACGUUCCAAAGAAACAAGCAUCUGCAACAAAUCUUUUUGACAGAGAAGCGAAAAAUCACAAGUCAGAUUGUGACAUGCAACCAUCUCAUUGUCGUUGUCCUUCCGUCUCAUGGAUUUGGGCUCAAUUACCCGACGCGGUACAAUCUGUUCGUAGUGGUAAAUGGAUGCUCUUCGUCAGCAAGGAAUAUGUUGAUGAAACUUGGGAAAAAGUCAAGAAUCUUCUUGCGGACAAUCAACUUGGCAAUGGAGCUAAAGUCGCCAACGGAGAAGAAAAAACCUACCUGAUUUGUUUGUACACUUACGAUUUUGAAGAUGUCCAAGAUGUUUUUCGAGUGCUAGUCGCAUUGAGACGUAACCGCCUAUCCGGUGGACACCUGAACUACAAGACGGACGAUGCGACGCAUCAAGGAUUGUACACAACUGACCAGGCGGCCAAGGCUGCAGGCUUUCAAUCGGCUAAGAAGACUCACCCUAAUGAAAAAGUGUCGAUGUACUCGUCUCCGCCCCCACGAACUAACAAUCCGGCAUGGGACAAAGAUUUCGUUCAACUCUUCUUGAAUAAUAUUGGAACUGAUUGCAGAAAGGGGCUUGUAGCGGAAAUGCGGAAAAAUUGUGAUGACGCUGAGUCAAAGGAAAUCUUUUACAAUCCACCCCAAAUAGUGCCUCUUAACAAGUACAGUAAUAAGAAGUCCACUAGUAAAUAAUUAAUGCGGCUCUUAAUUUACGAAAAUAGUCUGAUAUUUUCAAAACUUAAAUUUGUAAUUUGUUAACAUGUUCGCAUCAUUUAAUCUAGAAUAAACUUUUUCUUUGAAAA
Daphnia pulex (common water flea) is the source of this 1662-nucleotide messenger RNA. RefSeq lists its product as uncharacterized. Lineage: Eukaryota; Metazoa; Arthropoda; Branchiopoda; Diplostraca; Daphniidae. The transcript is spliced from 5 exons. The record is from RefSeq and is a predicted model, not a curated record. Bases 440 to 1552 code for a protein of 370 amino acids.